Aedes aegypti (yellow fever mosquito) is the source of this 3425-nucleotide messenger RNA. Its product is annotated as synapse-associated protein of 47 kDa. The record is from RefSeq and is a predicted model, not a curated record. Gene Ontology annotation, cellular component: synapse; cytoplasm. NCBI's taxonomy places the organism in Eukaryota, Metazoa, Arthropoda, Insecta, Diptera, Culicidae. Bases 91 to 1263 code for a protein of 390 amino acids. The transcript is spliced from 9 exons.
GUCUUUUAUCUUCUGUUCCACAGUCCCACCAAAAGUGGUGUAUUUUCUGGCGUAUCGUCAAAGGUGACAGGUUGGCUCGGAAAUGCAUCAAUGCCGUCAAUGCCCGCGAUGCCAUCCAUGCCAACGGUUUCAAUGCCAGCGAUGCCUGCAAUGCCUUCCAUGCCCUCAAUACCCGGACUCCGUAAGCAAAACCAGGACGAAAACGGUGGCAUCACGAAUGAGGGCCUAGCCACAUCGCCAGAGAAUACGAAUCAAGGUAUUGCAGGAGCGACGGAUGCAGCCGACGACGAAGACCGGUCCAGGUAUAUUAGACCACAGGAAAGUGCUACCGGAGGAGCUGAUUCUCGUCCUGCCACAGGCCCCGGAACGCCAACAGACGAAAAUGCCGGACAAAUUGGUCAAGUUACCCACAAAGUCACAGCUGGAGCCAAAUCGAUCGGGUCGUUCCUGUAUUCGUCGUUCAAUAAGGCUGGCGAUAAAAUUAAACACCUAAAGGAUAAUACUAUUCUCGGCGAGUUCAACAAAGAGCAGGAAGCAUUCAUUAAGAACCAGCAGGGAGGCGGCGGUCCAGGUGCUUGCCCAUGGUCCGGUCAUGCGAACGAAGCCAAAAUCAAAGAAGAAAUCCUCAGUCUGUCAGCGGAUCGUCGAAACUUUGUGCGAGCACCACCAGCCGGGGUUGAAUUUGAAUUCGAUUAUGAUGUCUCUUAUCCCAUUGCGUUAGCCAUCAUGAAUGAAGACAAAGAGCUAGAGAAAAUGCGAUUUGAGCUAGUACCUAAAAUCAUCACGGAAGAGAACUUCUGGCGCAACUACUUCUACCGCGUUUCCCUGAUAUGUCAAGCAGGAGAUCUGGGUACGCUAGGUGACAAAAACGAGUUUGUCAGGCGAGGAGUCAGUGAAGAUACAGAGGAACCACCAAUAAGUCGCGAAACAGCGAAAGAAUCGACUGUUUUGAGCAGUAGCGAAAAUGCUGACAAGACUGUGCCACCGGCAGCGAAUGAAACAGAGUUUGUAUCGGAAUCUUUCAAAGCUAGUCAAGAAGCUCUUGAAGAAGUAAGAGCGGAUAUGAAAAAGCUCGGAAUUGAUACUCUUGUCAAGCAGGCUAGCGAAAGCAUUGGCAAUGCUACCGAGAAAAGUGAAGAGCAAUGGGAAAAGGAUUUGGAGGCGGAGUUGCAGGAUUACGAAGUGGUUAACGAUGGAAAUGAUCGCACCAACUGGGAGAAAGACGUCGACGAGCUGCUGGACGACGAAACUGAUUUGAAAUAAAAUGAAUGUUUCAAUCAGUUGCUUUGUAACGUGAUGAACUGCAAUGUAAAUAGGUGAAUAAGGUCUGGUAGUUAAUAUUGUUCAGUGCACAGACAGACAGACGCAUCGCUCAGAAUAUCAGUGGCAUUAUGCAACUCAAACGCUGUGAGAAACAUACAUACAAAUUCGCAAUUUUUGUGUGGUACUCUCGUUUUCUAUUGAGAUGCGUAUAACUACACCUGUAUAAAACCACACAAUGCUACAGUGUUCAUAGACAAACAAACGUAACAAUUGAAUAAUUUUCGUCAUAUUUGUGUUGAAUCGGUAACUGUUCUAAACGUUGCGUCUGUUUGUCAGCAAAAAUGAUAUGAACGAUCUGAUGGUCCACUUACCUAUACUUAUUGAAAAUCCCGUUCAAAAACACGUGAAUAGUGGGAUAUCAGUAGAGUUGGGUGUCUGUUUGUCAGUGUUUAGAAUAGCUGAGAGGUUUGCUGUAGAUAAUUUUUCGGUUUGACAUUCGUGCGAAAUGAUUCAAAUGUUUAUUUAUUAUUCUAAAAAAUAACCUCAAUCUUUCCAUUUUGGUUUACAAGUUAUUGAUAAAACUGAUUUCGGUUGAAUUAAUUGUAUUAUCUGUAAUUUGACUGCCUAUGUCAGUCAGUCGUGACUAGUGUUGAUUUCUUUUCUGGAAAUGUACUUUUAUCUGUGCAUGCUCAUGAAAUACUGCUCCGGAAGACAUCGUUUUACAAAGUAAUUGAUCCACAAGAAGCAAGAAAUCAGGUCUAAACAAAAAAUAUCGAACUUUCAUCUGGUACUCAAUACUCAUGAGACUGUGAUGGAAGCAACCAAGUUAAAUAUGCCGACAUUCAUCUUUCAUUGUUCUUUUGCAUAAAACACGUACUUUUUUUUUCUCACGAAUUGUUCUUUUAAAAUCUUCUAGGAUGUACGUACGUACAACUGUCCAGCAGCCAUUAUUCGAAUCGAUUGUUAAACAAUACUUCUUCCAAAAUAGCUUUCAAUAAGUAUUCAGAGUUUUCUCACUUGGUUCUACAGUUAUAUUGCUGAAAAAAGACUUAGCAACUUAAUAAUAGUAAAAUGUUGAACGGUACUCAUAUUGGUGAACAUUCUCCUCUCGGCGAGGAAAAGAACAUUUUACCUAAUCUAUCAUUGUUCAUGUAUUGACACACCGAGUCCUUUAACGUGACAUGGAAACUAUUGAAAUUAAUCUAUUGUACUGUAAAAUAGUAAUCCCACUACACGAUAUAAGUUCAUAAAUUCAGAAACCGAUGUUUAGCUAUGGUCAAAUUGCUGUGAAAUAUAAAUAACCUAACUAAAAGACCUGACCCGUGAAACUCUUGAUCAUUUUUCAAACACUUCAGUAAAAAUUUUCGUUUCCGUUCGUUAUUCAAACGUUAUGACAUUUUUUAACAUGUUUUAAUCAAACCAUGGCUUUCAAUAUGAACAUGUUGAAACAAAUAUGACGAUACUUCAAUCCACUCUACAAAAUUACACUGAUCAUACGACACUUCUUCCAGAAAAUCUCUGAAGCUAAAUUAAAUAUAACGUUUAUAAGAGUCUAAGGCACUUGAACGAACUUGAGAACUUAACGACACUAAUAUCAAACACAGAGAAAAGAAGAAUAAAAACAUUUCAUCGCACAGAUUUAGAGAAAGCAAAAGACAAACAGAAUUGCAUAAACAAACAAAAGGUUAGACUAGUCGUUUCUUUUUUUCAACAGCAUUUCUUGUUCACUGUACAGAAAAUUGAAAAACUUGAAGGCGAUUCGGCGCCAUGGUGCGCCGUAUGCUAUAAAUAUGAAACCAAAGUAAUUCCACACAACUCAAACUGCUAGCAACAUCUCACUAUUUCAAUAUACAGUGACUCUUGUUUCAUCGAGCCGGAAGGAGCUGCUGCUGUUUUUAGAUAUUCAACAACAACAACAACAAUUGUUUCCUUCUUUUUGUUUUUCGUUGAUCUUUACUAUCUAAACUCGUGAAUCCGACGAAAUUAUGGAUGCAUUGUAUUCUGUAUUUAUUGACAACUGGAAAUAAGAUUGUUUAAUAUAUUGAACUAAUAUAAAAUAUACAUAUUACGAUAUACUACCGAAUAUAAAGCAUUAAUAUGUGUAAGAAAUCAGUAAUAACAGUAAAUAAAAAAACAGAGGGAUAUUGUGAACAUUCAAUGAA